Messenger RNA from Racocetra fulgida, 195 nucleotides. NCBI's taxonomy places the organism in Eukaryota, Fungi, Glomeromycota, Glomeromycetes, Diversisporales, Gigasporaceae. The record is from the annotation of a GenBank genome assembly.
AUGCAACUAUAUGGGCUCACUUUCACUGAAGGAGGUUAUCCAAAGUCUGUUCUUUUGCGAAAUGUUUCUGUUGAGGCGGACAGUAAAACAUAUAAAAAUGUUGAAAAGAAUACGAUUGAAGCCAUUUACAAAUUUCCACUUCAUGAAGCUGCAGCAGUAUGUGCAUUUGAAGCUGAAAUUGAUGGAAAGAAAAAA